Messenger RNA from Rubroshorea leprosula, 465 nucleotides. NCBI's taxonomy places the organism in Eukaryota, Viridiplantae, Streptophyta, Magnoliopsida, Malvales, Dipterocarpaceae. The record is from the annotation of a GenBank genome assembly.
CAUGAAGAAAGAAAGGGGAAACCGAAGGAAGAAAGAAGCCGAGGGUUACGUGGGAGGGGAGGAGUCUUGGGUAUGGAGGGAAAGCUCGGUUGGAGCUAAAGCUCGGUUGGAGAAGGAGAAGGUAGACGGUGGUGAUGGUGGUGAUGAGGAUGGUGGUGAUCGGAGAAUGGAAACAAGGUGGUCAUUGUAUGGUGGCUUUUGCAGAAAACGCAACCUAACAGAUAAUGGUGGAGAAACUCUAGAAUAUCACGGGGAUAUAUAACGGUGUUAACGCUUCAUAAUUUCACGUUAAAUGCUCUAUGCCGUUACAUGGGUGAGCUGUAUCGGUGGUGCUGAGUUGUUAUCUUUUUAUUGGUUCGGGAUACCACUGACGUGGUAUCCCCGUGAUAUUCUAGAGUUUCUCGGUGCAUGCAGCGUUAGCACAGUAGGAUCAACCCUACUGUCGAAUCAACCCUAGUACAUUUA